UACCAGUGGAAAGAGAUGAACGGGAAUAUGAAAGGAUCAGGAGGAGGGCCGUGCGGGGCGUGCAAGUUCUUGAGGAGGAAAUGCGUGGGAGGAUGCAUAUUCGCGCCGUACUUCGACGGGGAGGAAGGGACGUCGAGGUUCGCGGCCGUGCACAAAGUGUUCGGAGCGAGCAAUGCCUCCAAGAUGCUAAUGAAACUGCCUUCGAACAAGCGCCUGGACGCCUCCGUCACCCUCUGCUACGAGGCAUUGUCUAGGCUUCGUGAUCCUGUCUACGGCCCCGUCUCUCUCCUUUUCUCUCUUCAACACCAGGUGGUGAAAUUGCAAGCGGAACUCGCAUACAUUCAGGCACGUCUCUCCACAUUUCAGCGGUUUCCUCCGCAACAGCUGCACCCUUCACUGCAGAUACCACCGAGUCUCCGGUGGUCGUCGCCUUCGGACAUGACACAGCCAUCCUUACCGCAGGUGGUGGUCCCCAACAGUCAUUCUCCGACCGAUCCAUCAGACUUUGACUUGUGGGAAGAAGAUCCUCUGGCCAUAGAUGACAGGGCACUUCUUCAACAACAAGUGGCGACCCAGCUCACAGCCAUGAACUUCCCGGCGGCCAAAUUGCCGGCUUCCACUUCCGGUUAGGUCGUUAGGAUCUUGUUUAAUAGUU
Messenger RNA from Tarenaya hassleriana, 655 nucleotides. Its product is annotated as LOB domain-containing protein 19. Gene Ontology annotation, cellular component: nucleus. Gene Ontology annotation, biological process: positive regulation of DNA-templated transcription; hormone-mediated signaling pathway. Lineage: Eukaryota; Viridiplantae; Streptophyta; Magnoliopsida; Brassicales; Cleomaceae. The record is from RefSeq and is a predicted model, not a curated record. The coding region runs from base 16 to 630 and encodes 204 amino acids. The transcript is spliced from 2 exons.